AUGCGGAGAAAUGGUAACCCGAUUCAAAAGCAGCAUCAGCAGCAGUGGAUAAUUAGGCCGGAGAACCCGUGGAUUGUGGGGGUGGCCGUGGUGGGCCUGAUGGGCGGCGUGUUGCUCCUCAGCUCCCUGGCCCUAACCUCAUCCGGGCAUCUCUGCACACGUGCCGGCCCAAACGAGACGCCCCUUCAGCUUCGAGCCGUCCUCCACUAUGCCACCUCACGGGUUGUGCCCCAGCAGUCCCUAGGCGAGAUCAGUGUUUCGUUCGAGGUUCUCCGGGAGCUCGGGCCGAGCAACUUCCUGGUGUUCGGGCUUGGCCAUGACUCCCUCAUGUGGGCCGCGCUCAACCCACGUGGCAGGACGGUGUUCUUGGAAGAGGACCCCAAGUGGGUCCAGACGGUGUUGAAAGACGCCCCCGACCUCCGCGCCCACACCGUGCGCUAUCGAAAUCAGCUCUCCCAGGCGGAUGAGCUGCUGCGUCAUUCCCGGAUUGAGCCUCUUUGUGCGCCUAACACCACUUUCCUACGUGCCAAUCACAAAUGCAGGUUAGCCUUGGACACGUUACCAAAUGAGGUGUACGACACAGAGUGGGAUUUGAUAAUGAUAGACGCGCCUCGCGGAUAUUUCCCGGAGGCGCCUGGGAGGAUGGCUGCCAUAUACUCGGCAGCCGUGAUGGCCAGGAACAACAGGAAGAAUAAAUCCGGUGUAACGCACGUAUUUUUGCACGACGUGGACCGAAAGGUGGAGAAGAUGUAUGCUGAGGCCUUCUUGUGCAAAAAGCAUUUGGUGAAGGCUGUUGGGAGGCUGUGGCACUUCCGGAUACCGCCUACCCUUCACGUCAACGAUCAAUUUUGCUAG
Messenger RNA from Striga hermonthica, 855 nucleotides. Lineage: Eukaryota; Viridiplantae; Streptophyta; Magnoliopsida; Lamiales; Orobanchaceae. The record is from the annotation of a GenBank genome assembly.